AGCUAAAUUCAGACUAUUAUCCUGUCCCGAAAACACAAUUAUACCAGUUUUUAAUGGUAAUUCUGAAACUUGGGAUCAAACGCUGUACGGUUGCUAAGUUGAUAGGCAGCAGCCAAUCAGAACUUCUGUUGUUGAAAAGGCACUGACGUCGAGCCCACUUGAACUACAAUCUAGAGAAAACAUGACAACAAACGGAAAAUAUGGGAGUUAGCAAUUUCUUGUUGAUCUCAUUGAUUCUUUGACUUGUUUUAUCGAAUGUUCAAGUAUUAAAACAAUUAGGUCGCGUCGAGCAAAAGAGAAACAGUCUGACGCCAUCUACAAGUAACCGGACUAGGAAGAACAUGAAGAGGGCCAGCUAGCCAAAUCAUUUUUAUGUGUGCAUUAAACGCAACACCCCUAGUCUCUUUAUAAAGCUUUAAUAUAGAGCUGUAGAUUGGUGAUCGGACAUCCCCGAAGUGUACAUGGUUUUUCUUUGGGUUUAUUAGGCUCAUUUUCAACAUGGCCGCAGCCAACACAACCAAAACAUCCUGGAGAUUACAGGAGAUUGUGGCCCACACCAGCAAUGUGUCUUCCCUGGCUCUUGGGAAGACCUCUGGCCGGCUGCUGGCCACUGGUGGGGAGGACUGCCUGGUCAACAUCUGGGCUGUCAGCAAACCCAACUGCGUCAUGAGCCUGACGGGGCACAGCACCCCGGUGGAGUACAUCCAGUUCAGCAGCACUGAGGAGCAGGUGGUCGCUGGAUCGCAGUCUGGAUCGCUGCGUGUCUGGGACCUGGAGGCUGCGAAAAUUCUGCGGACGCUGAUGGGUCACAAAGCAAACAUCUGCAGUCUGGACUUCCACCCGUUCGGCGAGUACCUGGCCUCGGGCUCCAUGGACACAAACAUCAAGCUUUGGGACGUGAGAAGAAAAGGCUGCGUGUUCACGUAUAAGGGACAUACGCAAGCGGUCCGCUGUCUGGACUUCAGCCCUGACGGGAAGUGGCUGGCUUCAGCCAGCGAUGACAGCACCAUAAAGCUCUGGGACCUGACCGCUGGGAAGAUGAUCACGGAGUUCACCGCUCACUCCAGCGCCGUCAACAUCAUCCAGUUUCACCCCAACGAGUACCUGCUGGCCUCGGGCAGUUCAGACCGGACCAUCAAGUUAUGGGACCUGGAGAAGUUCAAAAUGAUCGGCUCUUCAGAGGGACAGUCGGGGGCCGUCAGGUGCAUCUGCUUCAGUCCAGAUGGGGGGUGCCUGUACAGCGGGUCUCAGGACACGUUGCGGGUGUACGGCUGGGAGCCUGACCGCUGUUUCGAUGUGGUGGCAGUGGGCUGGGGCAGGGUGGCUGACCUGACCCUCUGCAACAACCAGCUGAUCGGAGCGUCGUAUAACCUGACCAACGUCUCGUCGUACGUGGUGGACCUGUCCCGGGUGCAGAAGUCUGGCUCGGUGAUCCAGGGGGUGAUCCAGGACGACAAGCCGCUCGCAGAGCCCGCGGCUAAAGGAUCCACGAUCCGCCGCAACUACGAUCGCCCGCUCACCACCUGCGCCAAUCAGAGGGUGAAGCAGAACUCGGAGGCGGACCGGCGCAGCCCCGAGGGGGAGAGGCGGAGCCCCAGCAGCGAGGACGAGCGCGACGAGAAGGAGUCCACCGCCGAAAUCCGCAACGCCGAGGACUACAAGGAGAUCUUCCAGCCCAAGAACGCCAUCUCUCGUACCCCCCCAAAGAAAAGUGAGCCUUACCCUGCUCCACUUGAGGAUGAGAGCUUUGUGGAGAAGCCCCACCCAGCGCUGGACAUGAUGACCCCCAUGCCCAACAGACAGGUGGUAGGUUCUGGGUUUUGUAUGCUGAAGCUGAAGGCCCCCCCCAUCGCCUCGUCCACGCCCCUGGUCCGGGCGGAGUCCACGGUGGUGACGGCGGCGGUCCCUCCCCUUCCUGUUGUUGCCCCGGUAACGCGGCCCCUUCCUGUUGUUGCCCCGGUAACGAGGCCCCUUCCUGUGGUUGCCCCGGUGACCCGGCCUCCGGUGGUGGCGCCCCCUGCUGCCCGGUCGCCGCCAGGGCCCGGCCCCUUCCAGGGCCGCCCCGAACCCGCCGUCAUCUUCUCCACCCGCAACGAGCCGAUCGGCCUCAACGUGGGAGACUUCCUCCCGCCCACCAGGAACAACAAGCCGGUGUCCCUGAGCGAUGAGGACGCCCUGUCCCAGAUCAGGAAAGGCCACGACACGAUGUGCGUCAUGCUGUCCAGCCGUCACAAGAACCUGGACACCGUCAGGACCGUGUGGCGGGGCGGGGAUGUCAAGACUUCUCUGGACUCUGCUGUGUCCAUCAACGACCCGUCCAUCGUGGUGGACAUCCUGAACAUCGUCAACCUGAAGCCGUCGCUAUGGAAACUGGACCUCUGCACGGCCAUUUUGCCGCAGAUCGAGGUGCUCCUGCAGAGCAAGUAUGAGAGCUACGUACAGACAGGCUGCACCUCCCUCAAGCUCAUCCUCAAGCGCUUCUGGCCCCUGAUCUCCGACACGCUCACAGCGCCCCCUUCUGUUGGGGUGGAUAUUACGCGGGAGGAAAGGCACCAGAAGUGUAAGAUGUGCUACAAGCAGCUGAAGAACCUGAGCAACAUGGUGAAGAACAAGGCGGGGCUGGUGGGUCGCCAUGGCAGCGCCUUCAGGGAGCUGCAGCUGCUCAUGGCUCCACUGGACGGCUGACUGCGCAGACGGCCUCUUCUGGGCCUUAACACGACUGCCGUCUGCGCACACUGCCUGUUCUGGGCCUUAACACGACUGCCGUCUGUGCAGACGGCCUGUUCUGGGAUUUACUGUGACUCCCGUCUGCGCAGACGAGUCCGUCACCCUGAGUCACCGCUGCCGUCUGCGCAGAUGAGUCUGUCACCCUGAGUCACCGCUGCCGUCUGCGCAGAUGAGUCUGUCACCCUGAGUCACCGCUGCCGUCUGCGCAGAUGAGUCUGUCACCCUGAGUCACCGCUGCCGUCUGCGCAGAUGAGUCUGUCACCCUGAGUCACCGCUGCCGUCUGCGCAGAUGAGUCUGUCACCCUGAGUCACCGCUGCCGUCUGUGCAGCCUGCUUCUCUACACUGGACGUACUCCUUGCCGUCUGUGCAGUCGGAGCCUGUCCCUUAAUCUCUUUCCCAUGUCCGCACAGCCUAGUCUUCAUCUCCUCUGAGACGCCGUCCGGACUGCUGACUGCGCAGACUCACCGCUCUAUUAUUCGGCUUGUUGAUUGGCUGGCUGAUGACAGGGUUCAGCGAAUGAGACGCAUCGGUGAUCUUGUGCAUCUUGGCGUCUGAAGAACACGAUCCGUAUCCCUAGUGCACACUCGUGACCUUUAGAACACUACUAUAGCGUUUUUCACACCAUGGUGUGGGCAAGGAGCAUUUACUCUUCUAGUUCAUUCCAUAAAAUAAAACUGACAAACGAUGCGCUUUCCUGAUCACCAUGGCGUCCUCACGUUAUUAAAAUAUAGCGCGUCUUUUUUCAACUCCCUUUCCAUUUUUAUACACUUUGAGGUGUUUGAGGUGCUUGCCCAAGACACACUUGAGUACUAUCACAAUCAUCCCAAGUUUUACAAAUAAAAAAAACUUGAGGAAAAAAUUAAUAAAUAAAUUGUUUUCUUGCCUGAAAGUACUUUAACAUGAUCUACUGACAAGUGAAAAUGUGCCUAGAACCAGUAGACUGUUAAAAUGCCUGAUGUUUAUUUUAUUGCUCAUGUAGUAUUCACACAUGACCACUGGAGUGCAGCUUGCAAUAAAACCUGAAACUGCUGCUUUGUA
Conger conger (European conger) is the source of this 3766-nucleotide messenger RNA. It is a transcript of the gene katnb1, whose product is annotated as katanin p80 (WD repeat containing) subunit B 1. Gene Ontology annotation, molecular function: microtubule binding. The transcript is spliced from 20 exons. NCBI's taxonomy places the organism in Eukaryota, Metazoa, Chordata, Actinopteri, Anguilliformes, Congridae. The coding region runs from base 499 to 2685 and encodes 728 amino acids. The record is from RefSeq and is a predicted model, not a curated record. Gene Ontology annotation, cellular component: katanin complex. Gene Ontology annotation, biological process: microtubule depolymerization; microtubule severing.